Molecule: messenger RNA, 1812 nt
Organism: Hemisphaericaspora subhashii
Lineage: Eukaryota; Fungi; Ascomycota; Pichiomycetes; Serinales; Debaryomycetaceae
Gene: PRM1
Product: pheromone-regulated protein
Exons: 1
Coding region: 1-1812 (603 amino acids)
Cellular component (GO): mating projection tip
Source: RefSeq, a predicted model, not a curated record
AUGCUAAAAAACUCAUUAAUAUCAAACAUAACCAAAAACAUAAUAGACGAGUCAGCCUGCGACGAUGACAAUAUUCAACCAAUGUUAGACACAAUGCACAAACUUGUUAUAGAUGGGAUGAAUAAACUUCAAUAUUCAAGUGUGGCAUUUGUCAUAAUAAUAGUGAAAACUAUCCAACAAUUAAUUUUAUUUUAUAUUGAAAUAUUUGUGGGAACAUAUCUAUGUCUUCUCAAUGCAGUGAUGAAAACAACAACUGAAUUUGCUUUAGACUCGGGAGAGACCAUUAUUAGAACUUUGAAUGUUACUAUUGUUGAAGUGACUAACGAAAUAGAAGAAGGGUUGCAGGGUUUAUCUACCCUCUUGAACGAUUUCAGUAGAGGGAUAACUGGACUAGCAUCUAUCUUUACUGGAGAAUCAACUGACCCCUCAGCAUAUGAAGAUAAGAUAAAGUUAUCUCUAGGAUCGUUAAAAGACAAGAUUAUGAUCCCAGGAGAUGUACUUACAAAGAUUGAUGAAGUAAGAAAUACCAGUUUAGAUGGGAUUUCUCAAGUUGACAGCGGAACUCAGACAUUAAUCUCAGCUCCGUUCAAUCUUGCAACUGAGCAAUUAACAAAAUUGAAAGAUAACUCUAAUUGGAAUCUGGGAGUUAAAUCAGUCGAUCCACUUCAAGCUCGUGAAAUUUGUCUUGAGAAUGUUUCAAACUCAAUUGAGUACCAACAAGCAUUAAUCAAUGGUAUAAACUAUACAAGCAAAAUAUUAAUAAUUUCACUAAUAUUGGGAAUGAUUGGAUGUGCCAUGGUAUUUUUCUAUUUAGAAUGGAGACACUGGAAGAGAACAGACGCAUUUCUUAGUGAAGCACUGGUUGUGGACAAAGUUGGUUUCCGUAAUCAAUCGAACAUCUACGAAGAUGUGGUAUUAUAUUCUUUGAUUAAAAGGUUUGGUAUUUCAGUGAGUGAUAAAGCUAUUUGGAUGUGGAGUUAUUUAACUAGCAAAUUUGCCAGAAAUGUCUUGUGUUUCGGUUUUAUGGGUUUGCUUGCCUUUUUGAUACAAUAUAUUCUUAUUAAAGAGGCACAGAAUUCACUACAGAAUAGAAUUGACACACUUCAAUUUGACAACUCGACAGUCAGUGGAAAUGUCACGGACACAUAUCUUAAAAAUAUGAAUACCUAUAUAUCAGAAUCAGAAACGACUCUAAAUGAUGAACUUUUUGGAAGUAUUAAAGAGACUUCAGAAACAGUACACCAACACUUACUUGACUUUUUAGAAACAUUGAGUCUGACAUUAGAUCUGAUUUUCGGGAAUACACCAUUCCUGGGACCAAUUGAAACGGUAGUUUAUUGUACCUUGGGAAGGAAGUUAGAAAAGGUAGAGCAAGGGUUAGAUUGGAUAAAUAACAAUUUGUAUGUCAAAUUCCCGGAGGUCUCUCCCGAAUUAGAGCAAAAUAUUAAAGAACUAAAGUUUUCUACAUCCAACAAGGUAUUAGACAAGGUGAAGGACAUUCUCGAUAUAUAUCGGAAAUCAUUAAAUUUCGAACUAUACGUAAGUUUAGCUUUCCUCGGAGCGUGGGUAUUGCAAAUUAUCAUUGGUGGAUUAAUUCUAUUUUUGAGAAGAUUCCAAUGGACAGAUGAUGAUGAAAACAGCGAGCUUACAAUUAGCGAUCCACGGCCGUUAACAAAAAGAGAGAGGGAAACCUAUGGUUAUCCAGUCCUGCAAGCGAUCGACACUAAUAUGCACCCCCUUCCCCAUCCUCCGAGUAUUUAUUCAUCAUCGUACAGUCCUCGUGGGACGGAUGGCUAUUACCAUUUCAAGUAG